This is a messenger RNA of Solanum stenotomum, 1654 nucleotides long. Its product is annotated as ethylene-responsive transcription factor ABR1-like. Lineage: Eukaryota; Viridiplantae; Streptophyta; Magnoliopsida; Solanales; Solanaceae. The record is from RefSeq and is a predicted model, not a curated record. Gene Ontology annotation, biological process: regulation of DNA-templated transcription; ethylene-activated signaling pathway. Gene Ontology annotation, molecular function: DNA-binding transcription factor activity; DNA binding. The coding region runs from base 40 to 1236 and encodes 398 amino acids. The transcript is spliced from 2 exons.
UUGCAAUUGCUGCAAAAUAUACAUUUCAUACAAAUAUACAUGUGUAAUAUUAUUCAUUACAAGGUGGCGAAUUCGAAUGAUAAUAGGAGGAGGAGGAGUACUAGACAAGAUGAUGAUGAUGAAGAAGAGAUUAAUGUGUUUGAUACGAUGUUUCGAGGGAAUAUUAAUAGAGAAGAAGAAAUGUCUGUUAUGGUUUCUGCGUUAACUCAUGUUGUUGUUGGUCAUCAUCCUGAAAAUGUUGAAAAUCAUCAUCAAAAUAAUACAUCAAGUUCUAGGGGUGUUGGAGAAAAAAGAGGACGUGAUGAAGAACAAUUGUUAUUAUUACAUGGAACUAAUUCUUCUCAUAUGACAUUAUCAUCAGGUGGUGAAGGUACAAGCAUUAGGACAAUUACAAGCAGCACAUCAACAACAGAAGCAACAUUUAUAUACACUACUUCAACAAACAAUGUUCAUCAAAAUAGCAGUACUAUUGAUCAAUCUAAUAAUACGAAUGAUAAUCAACUAAGACGACGAUACAGAGGAGUAAGACAGAGGCCAUGGGGAAAAUGGGCAGCUGAAAUAAGAGAUCCAUAUAAAGCAGCGCGUGUUUGGCUAGGUACUUUUGAUACUGCUGAAGGAGCUGCUAGAGCUUAUGAUGAAGCCGCUCUUAGAUUUAGAGGUAGCAAAGCAAAACUCAAUUUCCCAGAAAAUGUUAGUUUAUUGCCUUCUUCAAUUCAACAACCUCCAAAUACCCUUUACUCUGUUUCUUCCGAACCCGACCCAAUCGUUCACACUUCUUCUCUGUAUCAUUCCAAUUUUAUCGGACAUUCCUCCAGGGACGUGGAACCUAUAGUUCCCACUUCGUCUCUGGAUCAUUCCAAUUUUAUUAUUGGGCAUUCCUCUAGGGAUGAGAAGCCAAUAGUUCACACUUCAUCUCUGUAUCGUUCCAAUUUUAUUAUUGGACAUACCUCUAGGGAUGUGGAGCCAAUAGUUCACACGAAUCGUUCCAAUUUUACCGAACAUUCCUCUAAGGAUGUGGGACCUAUAGUUCAGAGUUCUUCUCUGUAUCGUUCCAAUUUUAUUGAACGUAUCCCUAGGAAUGAUCCAAUAGUUGAUCACAUGGUGCAGCAGGGGGCAUAUUUUCCAUAUUUUCAGGCAGGUAGUACUAGUCAGAGUACAAGUGGAAGUGAUUUUCAUCAAGCUACAAAUUCUUCUAAUUGGUCAAAUCAUGAUCAUCCUUCUUCUUCAUCUGGAUAAUUUUAUUAUAGGCAUAAUAUAUCAUUUAACUUGACUUCAGCUGAUAUCUAUAUGAUAAUUUUGAGUGUGUAUAAGUAAAUAUUUAAACUUGUCUAAAAUUGAACAAAUAGACAUAAUUGUCCUAUAUGACAAUUUUGUGCCAUAUGUGGUUGUCCUACAUGUAUAAUGUAUGUGUCUACUUAUUCAAUUUUAUAUAAAUUUAAAUAUUUACUUACACACACUCAUAACUAAAGGACAUAAAUAUCGGCCGAAACAAAGUUACAAGUUUAUACUACUAGAAUAUUUUUUUCAUCUUCCUGGAAGAUUUUGACUAGCUAGUAGAUAUUUUUUUUUAGGAAUGUAUUGGUGAACAAGAAUUGGCCACGUGGAUGAGGUCCAUUUUUUUUUUGUCAUGUUUUGGGAUGUAUUUAAGUGAGAG